AUGGCUGGCUGCCAUUCCUUCUGCCUACUCAGACACAUCAUCCCUUUUUCAGUCUUCUCUGUUGUUUUUAUUGGUUUCUUGUGCUGAUGCCUAAAACCAUUUUUUUUCUGUCAGCAGCUCCAGUCAUUGCAUUGGAAUCCCUGGUAUGAGACAAGAAGAGAAGGCUCUGGUACAGUGGGAUUACUGCUGCAUUGUUAUGAAGGCAGCCACAGCCACCAUACUUUUCCUAGCUACCUUCGCCUUGCUCUCUUCAGGGAAGAAGUUCAGAUGGUGCACGCUGUCUGACCUGGAGCAGAGGAAGUGUGCUGAGUUAUCUAAAGUACUCCUGGCUGUCCUACCUCUGGCUACAAUCAACUCCUUUGCUAGGGUUUCCUGUAUCAGAGCUCAAAAUACUCAUGACUGUAUCGACAAGAUCAGGGUGAAUAAAGCAGAUGCUGUCUCCUUGGAUGCUGGAGAUGUUUAUUCUGCUGUGAAGCUGUAUGGCCUAACUGUGGUGGCAAAGGAGAUCUAUGAGGAAGGAAACUGUGUGUUUGCUGUGGCCAUUGCCAGACGAGGAACUUUGGACAUCCAGAGGUUAAGGGGGGUGCGUAGCUGCCACAAUGGAGCCAGGUGGACAUCAGGCUGGAACAUCCCACUGGGCUUCCUCCUGGCUAGGAAUGAGCUCCUCUGGGAUGAGGAUCAGCCUCUGAGCCAAGUGAUCAGUCAAUAUUUCAAUGCCAGCUGCAUCCCUGGUGUUGGCGUCACCUUUCCUCAGCUCUGUGCUCUCUGUCAAGGACCGAAAUCCUACGUUAGGAACAAGAACCACUUCUGUGAGACCAGCAGCAGUGAGCCCUUCUACAACUCUGAGGGAGCCUUCAGGUGCUUGAAGAAUGGGGUAUCAGAUGUUGCUUUCCUAGAUCACUUAACUAUAAUGAAUGGCACAGAUUCAGAACAAGAGGAAUAUGAGCUCCUGUGUCCUGAUGGAUCCACAGCAAAGCUGAGUGCCUAUGGCACCUGUAACCUGGGUCGUGGGCCUGGGCGUGCCAUCAUCAGUCGCCACAACUUCCAGAAGAUCACCAAGAAAUUCCUCACCCUGAUCCAGCAUCUCUUUGGGCGGAAGGGAAAAGAAAGGGCCAAGUUUGAGCUCUUCACUUCAGUGCCAUUCAAGGGGAAGAACCUGCUGUUCCACGAUGCCACUCAGCACCUGCAGCUGCUCAAGGACAAAGCACAGAUCUCCCAUAUCCUUGGCCUGGACUACGUAGCCCUCUUGAAGGGACUAGGCCAUGAAGGGAGCUCACUGGACAACAGUGUGGUACGCUGGUGCUGCAUCAGCAAUGCUGAGCUCCGCAAGUGUGAAGAGUGGGCCCUGAACAUCAAAUCUGACCCCCUUGUCUGCGUCCAAGCCGCUUCAAUGACCAACUGCAUUGAGCUGAUCAAGAGUAAUGAGGCCGAUGCAGCCACGCUGGAUGCCACGCAUGCCUACAUUGCAGGGAUAUGUGGGCUGGUCUCAGUAGCUGCAGAAUGUUAUGGAAAGGGGUGUGCCCCAGCUGCUGGGAGAACAAAGAAGCUGACCCACCUUGCAGAUAAAGCACUGCCACCUGUCUACGCUGUAGCCCUGGCAAAGAAGAAUGCCAGGCAUGUAAAUAUCCAUAACCUGAGGAGACGGCGUUCCUGCCACAGUCACCUGUACAGUCCUGGGGGGUGGCUGCUCCUCUCCAGGUACACAGUGGGGGCUCUGGAGAACAACACUGUGAACUGUGAUAUCGGCUCUGCUUACCAGAGUUAUUUUUGGAAGGGUUGUAUGCCAGGAGCAGACAGGAACCUAUGCAAAGUCUGUAUUGGAGGUGGUGAGAUGGAAGGGGAGAAAGAGUCCAGCAGGUGUGCUGCGAAUCAUAAUGAACGCUACUAUGGAAACAUGGGUGCACUCAGGUGUCUAGUCGGCAGUCCCAGUGGAAGGAGCUUUGGGGACGUGGCUUUCCUGGAACAUCAUAACCUGCUCAAGAAUAUUGAGAGUCUGCAAAGCUCAGGUUGGGGUACAGGUUAUACCCUCAACGACUUUGAGCUGCUGUGUCUGGAUGGAAGGCGUGUCGCAGUCACAGACUGGGCAGACUGUAACCUCGGCCCUGUUCCUCCUAACAUAGUCAUGACUCGACCAGUGACUACCACCAAGAUCUACGGCUUCCUGAUGAAAUCCCAGGAAACUCUGGAAACAAAUCUGGAUUCUAAGUUCCAUCUGUUUCACUCACAGAAGUAUGGAGAAAGUGAUCUGCUCUUUAAAGAUGCUACUCAGUAUCUUGUUCACACAAGUCACCUGGGCUAUCAGUCAAUUCUUGGAGAGCCCUUCUUUCAGCUGGCAGAAUCUGUGUUUAACUGCACACAUGCAGACAUCUUAGAAUUCUGCAAACAGGAUAUCUGCACAUCUUAGAUGUGCAGACAUAUCUACAGACACGACACACAGAAGUUCCGCAAGACAUCCACCACUGCCACCCAAGUUGAAAUCAAGAGAUGCCAAGAGGAUUUUCACCACUUGAGACUGGCUAUUUUCUGUUUCAUAAAAGCAAGACAGACCUCGUUUAAAUACUGAAAAAACCCAAACCUUGCAGUUACCUUGCACCUACUAAUAUAUACACUCCCCCAUUCCCCAUGACAACUACUGGGCUGGAGGUGCUGAUAAUGCUUCUCAAAUGUCACUCCCAUUUCCUAUCCAGAAGCACUGCCUGUUACCUACGUUCACUCCACUUGGUGUGGAGUAUGGCACCAUGCAGAGCAGUACAGAUCAGACAGCAAACCUUGAGACUGGGCCACUGGCAUCAGAAAAGCAGCACCAGCAAUUAAGAUCAAAACGCAGUAUUUCCAGUUUAAACCCCACUCCCCACCCCCACAAUUCAGCAUCUUUAUAGGAAGGACAGGGCCACGCUGAGGGCCACAUUGGGCCUAGGAAUUAUUCCUACCUUUACAGACCAAGUACAUAACACAGGUUAGUGCGUCGUUCCCCUAACAUGUUUCAUUUAUACUACAUUUUCAUUUAAAACAACUUGUUAUCUGAGGUAACUACAACAUUACUUUUAUAUGCAUAGAUCUUGCUAUAGUUAGCCGCUACACACUACCUAUAUAUUUACAUCUAGCACAGACAAGUGUAUCCAUUUCUGCUAUGAACAGGGAAGGGUUUAUUUCUCUUCUGUUUGUAUGACCAGCCAAGAAUGUGUACCAAAUGAAUCAACAGAUUUUGCAGUUAUCCCUUGGGAAAUUAACAAUCUAUAAUGAAUAAGUUUCUACCAUCAGAACCAGUUCCUAUAUUCUUAAUAGGAGGUGGGGAUGGUGGGAAGGGAACAACAAUGGAGUUCCCAUUCUUGUCCAAAAGAGCAGCACAUAACAGGGUAUUUCUCAUGACUGAGAAUAAUCUAAUUUGUGUUCAUCCAAACCUUAGGGAACCUUCUCACAAUGUAUAUGGUUAAACUGUUCGCUUUUUACAAGAGGAGGUGCUGGAACACAGUGCAAGGUCUCUGAAAGGGAGUGGUGUCUUGUUCGCAUUGUAGUUCGCAUUAACUUUAAGAACUCAGUUGCAACCUUGUGGAACCAUUGUACGUUACCAGGCACGAGGCGGAUUCCUAGAACCAUUCUCUUAGUUAGUUAGUUAGAAUGGGCUGGGAGUGCUGCACAGGCAGCCUCAUUAGCCCAGGGUGCAGAGAACACCACCAUUCAGCAGGAUAUUAAGAGUGGCAAAACAAAUCCAAGCCAGUCCUCUUCAGACAGAUGAUAGGAAAUUUAAGUAGGGAUUGUGAGAGCACGUUAGUUUCAUUACUUGUAAUUUUUGUUUCCCAUGAUAGAGGACAUCCCCUGGUCUGGACAUUACUCAUGGACAGGGAUCUGUGUUCUCUGCAACAUCAUUUCAUCAAAUUCUGCAGCAAGAACUCCUAGAUUAGGUAACAACAUAUUUUGUUGCUAUGAAAUAGCCCUCAUUUUCAUCCCCUCCCAUUUCCACUAGGUUUAGAUUACCCUAAAUUACCCAAGGGAGGAGGAGUAAGAAGUGAAGGCUAGCCUCCUGCAUUAUCUGGAGAACAGCACAGGAUGUGAGGUCAUGGGAGCCAUGCCACUUAGCACAGCAAAAAAACCACACAUAAAACUUGAAAAUAAUCAUUGCUGAAAAUAUUUUACCAUUUUUGAUCACCGAGUAUUUGACUGUGAAGCAUUAGUCAAAAAUACUGAUGGAUAUAAAAUUUGUUGAUGAGAAUUUCAACAUUUUUGCUGUAUUCUCCAGAUGGCUUAAUUCCAUUUCCAGGCCUCUUUUCCUGUGAUGUUCUCCAGGUUGUCUCAUACAUUCUAGGGAAGAGAGAAGCUUGUAGCCAUCUCUAUCAGCUUGUGUUUCCCUGGCUGCUGUGCUGUUCUCCAAGCAGUCUCUCUACUUCUGGCUCCCCUGUUCCCUGGCUCCUUUCUGCCUGGCUUGAUGAAACAGUGCAGGGAGCAUGCACUGUAAUCCAACUCACUUGCCCUCCUGGGGAAAGCUACCUAUAGCCGAGUCCCAAUAUGACAAGGAAACCAAAGAAAGUGCAUCGUGCUGCAGCAAAAAGGAGAAGUCUGUGGCAUCUUGGUGUCAAAUACUGCAGCCACUGAAUUGCAGAGUACACAGGGUCAUGCUCCUGGGCUGAAUCUGUUCGUUCCGCCAUAUUUAAUGCAAGUUUAGGCUUCCUCAUGCCUCCACUUCCUUCCUUUGAGUUCAUACACCAUCUACUGGACUGAUGCAGCACUGCACUUUGAACCCAGGAGGGGACUUCCACAGCUGAGUGUACAUAAACUAGUAGAAAACAUUAGUAAGACUACGAUAGAAUGUAGGAUUAAUAAAAUUAAAAAGCAUAACAGCUUCAACUGCAAGUUUUGUUUUAUCAGCAACAUUUUUAUAGGUAGUUAGGGUCUGUCCAGAAUGCCAGAUGUCCUUUGUUAUGAGAAAUGCGAAUCACAGAGAAAAAAAAAAAAUCAGUCUUCUGCAGGAAUGACUAGAUACAAAACUUUAGAGCAAUAAAUCUGUUAUAUCAAAGUGAUUAAUUCUUAGUUUGAAGUCAUCAGCCUGGUUUCUUCCAGAUUGUAGUAUAUGAAGAGCAGGCCUAGUUAAUUGUUUCUAAUCUCUCAUGGGUUAUGAAUUCUGUCUGACUGUUCAGUGUCUCAUAGGCAGGAAUUUACAAUACCUUACUACUUUGCAGAGGUUAACCUUGUCAUGCAACACUAACUGCUAUGUAUAGUGUAGUAGGCCUGUGUUUAAUACCCCAGUUCUCUCCCCACCUUCUUUGGGGCAGCAAAGCUAUAUAGAAGCAGUGGAAUUCAGAAGGAGCAGUGCAACACUCAGCAGCUACCCCAGCUAACCAGUGACUUCUUUGGCAUGUUGGUGCUUGCAACAUGUAGCCUCUGGUUUGGACAGGAGAGAGCAGAGGGGAAAAAAGGAAUGAAUCAGACAGGGACAGAAUACAGAAUUCAUGCAGCCCAUCCUGCACUUGCCAGUGUUGUUGGGUAGUUUAUAAACAGGAAAACAUUAGGACCAAGGACCUUACCUGAGCACCUAGGUGGUGUUUGGAGAUUUGUUUUUCUGUACUGUACACAAGCCUGCAUGCAGUUUCUUCAUCUCAUGUGUGUGCAAAAUGUUACACAGUAGCCUAAACAGUUACUGGCUAAAGAGAAGCAAUAUUUGCACUUCUAUUCAAGGAUUUCAAAACACUUUACAGACAAUGAAUUCAUUCUCACAGCUCCAUUAAGAGACAAAUAUUAUCCUCCUUUCACAGGUGGGAAACCUGAACUAACUUAAGGCACAAAAUAAGAGUGGUAUUUGAGGGAUUAAAAACCCAAAGUCUUUAGUAAACAACUGAAAGAUUCUCAAAAAAAAUUUAUUUCCAUAAAUUAAAAACACACACACAAAAGAAAAAAAAA
Molecule: messenger RNA, 5892 nt
Organism: Caretta caretta (loggerhead turtle)
Lineage: Eukaryota; Metazoa; Chordata; Testudines; Cheloniidae
Product: serotransferrin-2
Biological process (GO): iron ion transport
Cellular component (GO): early endosome; recycling endosome; plasma membrane
Source: RefSeq, a predicted model, not a curated record